AUGAUUAUAAGGUCAACCAUUAACAACAGUAUACGAAGAAUACCAAUCCCCCUCAUACUUAAACCAUCACUUAGCUCCAAGUUUUUCUCAUCGUCAUCAUUAGUCUACAAUGAAUUCGUCCCAACCACAGAACAUGUCAAGUUUUCACAACGAACCACCGAAAAACCAUUAUUUUCAAGAAAGACAUAUCUCAUAGAUAAUUACAAACAUCUCAAUGACACCAAUGAAAUCUUAUUAUUUGUCCACCAUAACAAUUUAAACAAGGCUGAAAAUAAAAAGAUUAGACAAGAUUUGACCAAGUUUGGUGGUAGAUUAACCAUGUUGAAAAACACCCUUUAUCAAACGUAUCUUAAAUCAAGUCAUGAACAAGAUCCAGCCAGUAAAGGAAUGACACACAAGAACAGAAACAAUACUCAUCCAUUAUUGCCAUUAUUUGUUGGCCCCACUGCAGUAAUUAGCGUAUCUGAAUGUGAACCUUACAAAGUGCAACAAAUUGUUAAAUUGUUAAAGAAAAUGAAUGAGAAAUUGAUUAUUGUUGGUGCUAAAGUUGAAAAAUCGUUUAUGGAUAAGUUUCAAAUCGACGAGUUUAAGGAUUUACCUAAUAAGCAAGGAUUACAGGGUCAAUUGGUUGGAUUGUUGACAAUGUUGGGUGGUGUUGGAUUAGUUAGAACUUUGGAGACCCCAGGCCAUAUGGUUUAUUUGACUAUGGAGCAGAGGGCAAAGGAUUUAGAUCCAAAGAAGGAAGAAUAG
Lodderomyces parapsilosis is the source of this 750-nucleotide messenger RNA. Its product is annotated as mitochondrial 54S ribosomal protein uL10m. Gene Ontology annotation, molecular function: structural constituent of ribosome. Gene Ontology annotation, cellular component: mitochondrial large ribosomal subunit. Lineage: Eukaryota; Fungi; Ascomycota; Pichiomycetes; Serinales; Debaryomycetaceae. The record is from RefSeq and is a predicted model, not a curated record. Gene Ontology annotation, biological process: translation. The transcript has a single exon. The coding region runs from base 1 to 750 and encodes 249 amino acids.